AUGGCGAUUAAACGUAAAGAUUUUCAAAAGACAUCAUCCAUUAUACUCGAAUUUUUACUUAAACUACCUGAUGAAGAAACAAGUUCACGUUUGCGCGAUACACUUCUACAUGGUCUUCAUUUUCUUCAACAAUACUAUUUGAUCUUACAGAAACGUGAUAAAGAACAAAAACCAUUACAAUGGACGAUUGAACGUGGCCUCAGUCCUCUCACACCAUUCCGUGAAGCGCCCGAUAAAUUCGAAUGGCCAUGGAUUGACGUCGAAUCUAAUAAAGUCAAGCAAACAUUGCCGAAACACUCAUUAAAUGAUUUCGUUACCCUAUCACCGAUCAUCAUGGCUGUACGGGAAGGAGAUUUACGCUAUGUCAAAGAACUACUAAAUUCGAAGCCGGAGUUAAUCGAUCGUGUGGAUGCAUUCGGUCGGGAUUUAUUAACAUAUGCUGUUCAAUAUCAACAGAUUAAUAUUCUACGUUACCUAUUGUUAGAAUGUAAACCAUCACCGAAUAUAAAUACUCAAGCAAACGAUGGUUCAACAUGUCUACAUCGGGCAUGUUACAGCGAUGAGACUCAACAAUGCGAUGUGGACAUCGUUCGAUUGCUAUUGGAAAAUCAUGCUGAUGUGACCAAACAAGAUGUACAUAUGCGGUCACCAUUGCAUUGGGCUGUUCUCGCCGAAAAUACAGAUUGUUUGAGGCAGUUGGUGGGAUUCAACGCUGAUGUACAUGCAAGAGAUGCAGAUGGAAUGACGGCAGCGAUGUGGGCUUGUCAUCUCGAUCGGCAUGAACACUUCAAAGAAUUAUCACGACAUAUGAGUGGAAAACUAGAACAAGAUAAUGAUGGUCGAACUUGGAUUCAUCAUAGUGUUCGUAAAACUGAACCAUUGGAAUGCUUAAGGUUGUUGUUAUCGGCCGAAUCGAUGAAAUUACGUGAUAACGAUGGACGAACAUGUUUACAUGUUGCUGCUGAACAGGGUUCAGUACAUGCAUGCCGACUAAUCUUUGAUAUGAAUGCUCAGUUUAAUAACCCAACAUCUAUACACGAUGGAGAUAAGUACCGUCAAACGCCACUUCAUUUAGCAACUAAAAACGGUCAUGCACGUGUACUCAAAGAACUUUUAGAUCAUGGUGCUGAUCCACAUCUUCAGGAUAUCCAUGGUGUAUCUGCGUUUGAUUAUGCGCAAAAUCGUGGUCUUUACUUUUGUCGUAGUGUGUUUGAAGUUUAUCUACGCGAUAAGAAUAACAACAAUUAUGACAGCCAAUCUCUACCAACACGUAGUUUUAAUAGUACUAGUAAUAAUGCUGUAAGGAGAAAUGGAUCUGAUGUGGCACCAACGCCGCCUAUGAAUGGCCACGCAAGAUUCAUUCGUCACAGUAAUCGUCGUCUGAUGACAGAGUCAUUGCCCCAACCAAUGCGCUCAUCACCCACCCUUUCCAAUGAACAAUUUGCGCAUACAACUACAGCAGCAACAAUUCAACAGAAUAGCCUUCCUAAAACCGUAAUGUAUCUUGAUGAUGAUGAUGAUGAUGCAGAUAAUAACAAUGCUGAAAAUAACCAUGAUGUCAAUCGACAACGGUAUCGGCCACCUUCUUCGACUACAACGAAUUCAACAAUGGCACCUCCAGUGAAACCACGGAAAAGUUCGACAACACCAAAUAGUUCACUUGUCAACACAUCCAAACCACGACGAAAACAGGAGCAUCACCAUCAUGUUAUAAUCACAUCUGCUCAUUCCGAUGGCGACGAACCAAACAGUCUCGAAGGUUAUGCCGGUCAAAGUGACUUCGAUGAUGACAAUGACGAUGAACCAUGGCAAUCCGCUUGGUCUGCUCGGCCUACUUCUCGUCUAUCGUCACGUCACCACGAUGAUCGGUUACAGCAGCAACAACAGCAUCAAUCCAGUACAACGUUUCGCCGACCACAUUAUAAACAAUCGAAACAGGCCAAUCGACCAUCGAUUCAUGAUGAAUAUCGUUAUAUUGAAGAACAACAACAACCACCACCACAGCAAGCUGUAACAUCCGCAAGGACCAGACAACGAAACCGUUCAGCAGCCACAAAAGAUUUUCCACAACCAUCAUCAGCUUAUCUUGGAUCUGGUAAUAGUAAUCCACCAGGAACAAGUCGAUUAAAAUCUGGCUCCAAAACAGGUUCGAAUGAAACAAGUCCUACUCUCGAUUUAACCGUCGCUGGACAAAAAGUUUUUCGAAAUCGACAACAAAUGGAUACCUAUUAUUCACAACAAUCUAUUCCGCCGAGUAACAUGCGGCCACCAAGUGGUCGUCUGAAACCGAUUAGCAGUGCUAAAUCGACUUCGUCCUAUACCGAUGAGUUUUCACCCAUGUCACCCAAAACAUUAGAGGACGUUACGAAUAAUGUCAAACCAACAUCAGCACUGCCGACCAGAGCACAUCUUUAUAAGAAACGACUUGCUCCAUUGACGAAUAGUAAUGAAUUAGUGAACAAAAAGCAUGCAACUCGUUCGUCAAUGGAACAACAGACGUAUAUGAUUGAUGAUGUACCAUCGGAUAGAUCCGAAGAAGCAAGUGGUGGAACAAGUGCAAGCGGACGAGACAUUCAGUCAUUAAGCGGCAGUGAUAAGCGCUCAAAACAUCAUUAA
Adineta ricciae is the source of this 2616-nucleotide messenger RNA. The record is from the annotation of a GenBank genome assembly. Lineage: Eukaryota; Metazoa; Rotifera; Eurotatoria; Adinetida; Adinetidae.